Messenger RNA from Scatophagus argus, 3441 nucleotides. It is a transcript of the gene cep112, whose product is annotated as centrosomal protein 112. NCBI's taxonomy places the organism in Eukaryota, Metazoa, Chordata, Actinopteri, Scatophagidae. The transcript has 27 exons. The record is from RefSeq and is a predicted model, not a curated record. Bases 220 to 3087 code for a protein of 955 amino acids.
GAUGUGGCGUAACGUGGGUGGGGGGUGCGGACGCUGAAGUUUUGAACCAUUUUGAGCGGUGGAAUCAAUGCUUGAUUUUUGAAUAACCCGAUCUCCACUCUGUUUUGAAACCGAGCGUACAGGUCAGUUAUAAGAGCUCCCUGUACAAGCUAACAUAAGCAGCGUUAGCCACUCGAGUGUAUUACAUUACGUGUUACUAACCUUGGUAACUAGCUAACCAUGUACUCACCCCCCCGGGACACCAUGAGCAAAUAUGAGGAAUCAUGGGACACCCUGGACACUGAGUUUGACCAUUAUUUGCUGGACAUGAAGCCAUAUGUCCUCAAACAUCCAAACAAGACAGAGCGCCAGCGGUGUGCCAUAUGGAUAAAGAAACUGUGUGACCCGGCCACAUGUGGUUCAGGUCUGAUAGGUCGGAAGAACCGUAACAUGUACGCCCGCUUGCUCCUUCACAUGCUUAAAAGAGGUGUCCUGGACUUGCCUUUCACUAGCAAACCAGAGCCUGGCAGCCUCAAAACUCUCCCUGCCUAUAUGUCCAUCUACUUUGAUGAGCCACUGACUGGUCGGUCUGUGGCGCACAGCAGUGUAGAUCUGCCUGACUGGGUGACAGGAGAGCUGGGUGGCUAUAAUGAUGACAGUUUGACAGUUGGUCUGCUUAAGGACAGGAGCAGUUGCACACCUGUUGCAGCUCAACACAGAAGAAGGGUGUAUGACAAAAAGACCCCACCUCGACCCAUGUCCUCCAGUCCACUCAAACCAUCACCCAGACAUGAUGCCAUAACGGUGGAUGAGGGGCUGAAGGCAGAUAUGUCUCAUGAUGACAGUGACCUGGAGGCUCGUCUCAACAGCUGGAACCUGGGGAUUGAAAACCCCAGGUAUUUGCGAGAGAAGCCCAUUCCCUUGUCUCCGAUUUUCAAGUCGAGCUUUGGGAGGAACAGCACCUUAGCUGAUGAUCAGGGUUCACAUCUUGUACAGAACAAGGAGACUGAAAUGAAGUUCAAAGUUCUGGAGGCCAAGCACCAGGAGGAGAAACUGAGGAUGCAGCAGAAGCAUGAUGCAUAUGUUGAGAAAAUUCUGGACCGAAAGAAUGGUGAGAUUGAGGAGAUGAAGAGGAUGUACCGGGCCAAGCAGAAAGAAUCGGAGGAGAUUAUCCAUAAGCUGGAGAAGAAAGUUCAAAGUGUGCUGCGAGAAUCCCAGGUCAUCUGCGAGAGCAAAGAGAAGCAGAUUGCUGAGCUGAAGAAGAUGUCUGAUCAGAGCACCGAUUCCAUAAAAAACGAGUGGGAGAAGAAGCUGCAUGCUGCUGUGACAGAGAUGGAGCAAGAAAAGUUUGAAUUGCAGAAGAAACACACUGAGAACAUUCAGGAGCUGCUGGAGGACACCAACACCAGGCUGGCCAACAUGGAGGCUGAAUAUAAUACUCGGUCACAGGCAACUGAGCAAACAGUGCGUGAGCUGGAGCUGCGAGUAAAACAGCACUGUCUGGACGUGGAGAAGGGAAACGCACUACGUCAAAAGGUGACACAGGAGAAGGCCCAUUUGGAGAUCCACGUUGCGUCCCUCAGUGCAGAACUGCAGGAGGCCAACAGACGAAAUAUGAUUCUGCAGAAGGAGAAGGAGCAGAAGAGCGAGCAACACGAGCAGACUGUGCAGAAGCUCUUGUCCAAACAUGAGACUGACAUGAGCCACUUACAUCAGGAACAUGCUCUUUCUGCUGCUAAGGCCUCUGAGGUGAUGGAGGACUUUGAGAAAACCAUAGCUCAGCUUAAACAGCAGCUCCUGGAUAGUGAACAUCGAAGACAACAACAAGUCAGAGAUGAAGGGAUAAAGUUUCAGCAGGAAAAAGAAGAACUGCAGAUCAACUGUGAGAAAAAGGUAGUUUUGGCAAUCCACACUGAGGCAGAAAAAGAAAGGAUAGAGGCCAAGAGGAAGAUAGCCAAACUUGAAGAUGCACUCAGGGAGAUGGAGAGCCAGCUGGACAGAGCCAGAGAGAGCCAAAGGCAGCAGAUCCAACAGGCAGAUAUGGCACUGGAGCAGUUCAAGAAACAGGUGGAGCUCAGUUCUGAGAAAGCCUAUGCUGACAUGAAACUCCAGAUGGAUAAGGUAGAGGAGGACCUGAUCCGCUCCAAGUCCCUCAGGGAGAACCAGGCCAAAGACUUUGCGCAGCAACUUGAUGCACUCAGACAAAAAUAUGAGCAGCAGAUGGCUGAGCAGCGCAUGCAGCACGAGCAGGAGAGGACGCGGCUACAGCAGCAGCACAGCGCGGAAAAGGACAGCCUGGUCCAGGAGCGCCAGCGGGAGGUGAGCAGCCUCGAGAGGCAGGCCAGGGCCGCCCUGCAACAGCACCAAGAGCACACCCAGGAGUGGAGGAAGCGCGAUGCCCAGAGGAUCUCAGAUUUGGAAGCCCAGUUGUCAAGUCUCCGUGAAGAACUCCAGAGUGCAUAUGCACAACAUAAACAACAGUUGGCUGAAAUGGCAGUACUCCAGGAGGAGGAAAAACAAAGGGUGUUCCUGGACAAAGAGGCAUCCCUGGACCGGCUCCAUGCUGACAUGGACCGCAUCCGCAGUGACCUUCAGAGAAGCCACCAGCAGGAGAAGGAUGCUGCUCAAGAGAAGACCAACAGCAGGUUGAAGCAGAUUGAGAAGGAGUAUAGUCUGAAGCUCACCAAGUCUGCCCAGUUAAUUGCAGACCUGCAGACAUCUGUGUGUGACUCAAAGGAGGAGGCUGUUCGUCUGCAGCGGGCGAUGGAGAAGCAGUUGGAGGAGACGAAUGCUCGGUGGGAUGAAGAAAGAAGGACAAUGACUCAGCACGCUGAUGCGGCGAACAAGGCUCUGCAGGAAAAGGUGGAAAGUCUACAGAGGCAGCUGCACUGCUCAGAGAAGAAGCUGCUUAGCAAAGAGCUCGAAACUGAAGAGAAGGUAACUGUGGUGCGUAAGGAGUACGAGGAGAGGAUCAAAGGUUUGAUGCCAGUGGAGCUCAGACAGGAACUGGAGGACACCAUCGCUUCUUUGAAAGCUCAGGUUAACUUCCUUCAGAAGAGAGCCUCUUUGCUACAGGAAGACCUGGAUGCCUGUCGCAGCAGGAGGUAACCACGGGAGCAUCGCAGCCUGAACCUCUGCCUGGAUAUGAAGGAUAGCACAUCCAAUCAGAUGUGAGCAUUAUUGACUGUUAUUUUACACACCUGUCAUGCCAAUUGGAGCAUCCAUCUCUUAGUUUUAUGUGCAGUUGUCGCCCAUGGUUAUAACAUGAACUAUUUAUUCACUGUCAGAUUUUAGUUUUGCUCUGUCUGGUUAGAAAAAUAUAUAUAUUGUUAAAUUCACAAAAGGUUAUGUUGUUCAGUUUUUUUUAUUUUUUAAUAUCAUUAACGUUACUGAUACAUGAUAUUAAGCAAAUGUCAUAUUCUUACCAAAACCCAUCAUUUUUGAUUAAAGGAUUUUCAUCAU